AUGUUGGACGUGAUGUUAUCUAGGUUAUGUUAUUAUUAUUUUAGUCUUCUGAAACUCUGAAACACUCUGAAAAAAAGUGUGCAAAACCUGUGAUAAGUACUUAACUUUAUCAUUUUUCAAUCCUAGUUCCUUAUUCUCAAUUAACAAUGUCUGAUUUGUUUAGCUUUAGCUCUGAUUCCUCCCCGUCCGACAAGGAUGGAGGAGGCGGGGGUGAUAAGGAACUUCAAGAAUUCUUAGUCAUAGAGAAGCAGCGAGCACAAUUCAAUGCGCAGAUCCACGAGUUCAAUGAAAUCUGUUGGGACAAGUGUGUCGAAAAACCCUCAAACAAACUAGACAGCAAGACUGAAACGUGCUUAUCAAAUUGUGUGGAUAGAUUUAUCGAUGUUUCUCUUCUAGUUACCCAACGGUUUACUCAGUUACUGUCUAAAAAUGCAGGUGGUUUCAAUUGAUCUAUUUCACGUACUAUCCAAAUCUAGAUCCUUACCUAAUUCCAAUAGAUUUUUGAUACCUUUCUGUUUUGUUUUGUACAAUAAGUAAUGGAAGAUUAUGUUAUCAUUUUCAUUAUAUCUCAUAGUUGUUGAAUACAUUUUUCAUAAAAUAUGAAAAUUAUUCUAGUUUUUUGUUCAUUAACUCUGUAAGAUUACUUUUGGUAAUUUUUUUUUUUUUGGGGGGGGGGGAGAAGUUGAUUGUAGAGAACCACUAAAGCUGUUGUGCACCAAACUUUCUAGAAAUGAACUAUUCACAUCGGUGCAGCAAUGACCUUUAAAGCUAGUUGUUUAUACGAACAAGUUUCGAGAGGAGAAGCUUAUAUAUGUUCAUGAAAUAGAUUCCCUGCACAAAACUCUGCUUUGUAAAGAGUCAGAAACGUUUUUAUUAAUCCAUUUGCAUUUAAAAAAUUAUAUUUAGUGUCUUGCUGUCAUAAGUUUUAGUAACAUUUUUUCCCCCUCUAUUCAAAAUGAAUUGAAAAAAAAAUACAAUUUAAAUAAAAAAUUAGGUAAA
Molecule: messenger RNA, 999 nt
Organism: Bemisia tabaci
Lineage: Eukaryota; Metazoa; Arthropoda; Insecta; Hemiptera; Aleyrodidae
Gene: Tim8
Product: translocase of inner membrane 8
Source: RefSeq, a predicted model, not a curated record